Penicillium olsonii is the source of this 1125-nucleotide messenger RNA. The record is from the annotation of a GenBank genome assembly. Lineage: Eukaryota; Fungi; Ascomycota; Eurotiomycetes; Eurotiales; Aspergillaceae.
AUGGACAGCUCCAAAGAAAGCGCUGCAGGGCGCAUCUUCAGCGAAAGACUGGCAGAUAAGAUCCCUGCGCCUAUCCCAGAGACACCGACGGCUCCAAAUCACUUGAGUGUCGAUACCGAGGCUGCCAUUCGCACUUCCUCCAACCCGUCACCGGCACUUGCGCGCUCAAACGGUCAGACAACAGACGAAGCCGUCUAUUCGCAUCCCUUUGCGUUACGAACUUUACCCGCAUGGAUUCGGUCAGCUCAAAAAACCGAGGAGGAUGAGGAUGAAGCUACCGUCACCGAUCGUUUACUUCCCUCCCAGCCCCACGACGCAUUCGUAGCCCAGCACAAUCACUCUCCAUAUGCGUCAUCAUCCAAGCACCAGCCUACUGAAUCCAUUACCAAUGGCUUGUUCGAGGAUGACACCCCUUAUGAAAAUCGGGAAUCGCGUUGGGUGACAUUCUCGCGCACAAUCCAAUACCCGAGGGAACCCGGCAGAGAGCAAGAGCAGGUCACGUCAGAAUGGAUGAAUCAAAACCACGGUGACUAUCUGCAACCAUGGCGAGGCAAGCAUUUGGAAGGCGAUAGUCCGGAGUAUCCACUGCAUAGUGGAGGCCGAAGGGAGAUAUGGAUCAAGCGCUUCAAAAAGACACUCCUGCGGAGUCCAUUGGUGCCAUUGAUUCUCCGAAUGACGGUUUGGUGCUUUUCACUCUCUGCUCUUGCUCUUGGUGGCUCGAUUCAGCACAUGGCCAACGAAGGCCAUCACCCCCAGGGCCCAUCGGCGUUGAUGGCAAUCAUCGUUGACGCUGUCGCGCUGAUUUACCUGCUAUACAUCACUUUUGACGAAUACACGUCAAAACCCCUCGGUCUGCGCUCCCCUUCAGCCAAAGCGCGCCUUCUUCUUCUUGAUAUUUUCUUCAUCGUCUUUGAUUCUGCCAAUCUUAGCUUGGCAUUUGCUUCGCUAUCCGAAGUGACCGGAUCUUGCACCGAGGCAGAGGUCAACCAGGUAGUGGAUCCCCGAAAUGACCAUAUCUGCGUGCGACAAAAGGCCCUCGCAUCUGUGCUACUGGUUGCACUUCUGGCCUGGCUUAUGACUUUCUCGAUAAGUGUCCUCCGCCUCGUCGAGAGAGUGACACAGUGA